AUGGCCGUAUGCCAAACUCCGACACGAAGUCGAAUUUUAUCGAAACGUCAUUUCAAUACUACAAAUAUUCUGUCAUCAUUAUCACCAUUAACAUCAAAUGGUAUGCUUAAAUCAACUGGAUGCAAUGAAUUUCAACAUCUUUAUGCCACAGAAACGUUCGAUAAGGUCUAUAAUUUAUCUGAAAAUCUUGGACGUGGAAAAUUUUCAACAGUAAAAAAAUGUAUUAAAAAAGAUGAUCAAGACAAAACAUAUGCCGCAAAAUUUAUCAAAAAACGUUAUGUUAAACAUGCACUCAAUGAAUUACGUAUUUUGGAACUAUCCCGAAAACAUCCCUAUCUUAUUACAUUACACGAAGUCUAUGAUUUACCAUUAGAAGUCAUUUUCAUCCUUGAAUAUGCACAACAAGGCGAUCUUCAAUUUAUUCUUGAAUUAGAAGGAUGUCUCGAUGAAUCAAAAUCUAUUCAUGUUACAAAACAGCUACUUGAAGCAAUUCAAUUUCUUCAUGACAAUAAAAUUGUUCAUCUCGAUAUCAAGCCUCAGAAUAUCUUACUUAUGGAGAAAUGGCCAAGUACAAAGAUUAAAUUGUGUGAUUUUGGACUGUCGAGAAUAUUAACAAAUGAAUGUAUACAUGAAAUACUGGGUACAACCGACUUUCUUGGUAAGCACAUCCAUUUGACAUUGAAGAGAACUCCUGAAGUUGUUUCAUAUGAACCAUUGACACGUGCAACAGAUAUGUGGAGUAUUGGUGUAUUAAUUUAUGUUCUUGUAACUGGACACACUCCAUUCGGUGGUACAAAUAAACAUGAUACACAUAAUAAUAUCACACAUUGUGUAUUAGAUUUUCCAUCAGAAUUAUUCGAAAAUAUAUCGAUAAAUUGUAUUGAUUUGAUUCAAAAAUUAAUUGUUCGCAUUCCAAAACAACGAGCAUCAGCAGAUGAAUGUUUACAACAUGUUUGGCUUACAACAUUACCAACAAUAAAUGAUUUACAUAGUUAUGAUGAGCAAAUAUUGUCAAAAGGUGGGUUAUCAGAGAAUCAAAUUGAGUCUGAUUUUGAAUCUCAAAUGACAAAUAGUAUUGAUAAAGCAUUUGAUAAAAAAAUAAUAGUCGAUACUAUUGAAAAAACCACAAUCAAGACGAAUGGCGAUAAUGAUUUUACAUCACCCAUUAUUGAUAUAAUUGAAUCAAUUAAACAUUUGCAUAUUAUUCAAUCUAUUCCUAUUGCAUAUGAGGAUGAUGAUGAUAAUGGCAUAACAACAACAAUACUACAACCACCAAAAAAUGAAUAUGUUCUUCCGCUUACUCCUCCUCAUUCUGGUAUUUCUUUGUCAUCAUCGUCUUCUUCAUUUCUUCUAACAACAACGCUUUCUUCUGAUGUUUUAAAAUCGAUUCAUACACUUGUUGAAAAUGUUUGUGAGAAUUUACUAUAG
Molecule: messenger RNA, 1428 nt
Organism: Didymodactylos carnosus
Lineage: Eukaryota; Metazoa; Rotifera; Eurotatoria; Philodinida; Philodinidae
Source: the annotation of a GenBank genome assembly